This is a messenger RNA of Neltuma alba, 1711 nucleotides long. RefSeq lists its product as uncharacterized. Gene Ontology annotation, molecular function: cysteine-type deubiquitinase activity. The record is from RefSeq and is a predicted model, not a curated record. Bases 415 to 1350 code for a protein of 311 amino acids. Gene Ontology annotation, biological process: protein deubiquitination. The transcript has 12 exons. Lineage: Eukaryota; Viridiplantae; Streptophyta; Magnoliopsida; Fabales; Fabaceae.
UUAAAAGAUUGAAAUUCUGAAGAUUUUUGAAAGCCGUCCGAGGAAAUGCCGCUUAAUCCAUGCUUCAAAUUUAAUUCAAGUUAUUAACAAUGCCGGAGUUCGACCUUUAGCGCCGUAGCAAACUGUAUAUAAGCGCGUGAAGGGCGCCUUUUUUUCCAUUUCCUGCCGCACAUACAUUCAAUGCAUUCCCUCUCGUCAUCUAUUGCGUCCUCAGUUCCUGCAAAUUGAACAGUGAUUUGCGAAAUUCGUCUGUGACUUCUCUGGCCAUUCCCUUUUUCUGGACUCACCCUUGAUGAUUUUCUGAAUUCAGUUUACGUACAAUCCAAGGUGCAUUGUUGCUGUUGAAGAACACUUCCAACUUUGCCUAGAAGAAGGCUUCAGAUUUUUUUUUGGUGCGAAAAUUAACUUUUAGAGAUGGUUUUAUAUGAAAACUCAGAUAUUAUUCAGUGGGGUCUUCAUCUUCUUGAUGGCGACCCUAGUUACAAUCCAGGAUACUAUGGUGACAUAGUUCAACAUGAUACCGGUAACAUAUAUGAUGGAAACUACCACCAUGGCCAUUAUGAUGCUCAGAGUAAUCAUACAGAAAAUGAUGAGAUGAUUGCUCGGACUCUUCAAGAAGAAUUUUCACAGCUAGACAUAGCUGAAAGUUCCGGAUAUUCACAGGCAACUGAGGAGCAUUACCAUGCUCCUGCGCUGGCAUAUGGAGGGCAUAACUCUUCAAUGAUGGACUAUUGCUCACAAGACCAUGACCAUGUCCAGGAAGGGGUUGAUGAUGUUGAACAUUCUAGUUCAUGUUCUAGUCCUUGUGAAGUUGGAGAAUACUCAUUAGAGCUGACUGAUCCACUUAACGAUGAAGUGGGAAGGAGAUUGAGUCAAAUGACGCCAAUUCCUCAUGUUCCAAGAAUUAAUGGAGAUAUUCCUUCAAUUGAUGAAGCAACUUCAGAUCAUCAAAGGCUUCUGGAUAGAUUGCAGUUAUAUGACUUUGUAGAGCGCAAGGUACCAGGUGAUGGUAAUUGUCAGUUUCAUGCAUUAUCUGAUCAAUUGUAUGGCACACCUGAGCACCACAGUGUUGUGAGACGACAAGCAGUAAACCAGCUUAAGUCUCAUCAGAUUUAUGAGGGAUAUGUUCCCAUGGAAUAUGGCGAAUAUUUGGAGAAGAUGUCUAAGAGUGGUGAAUGGGGUGAUCAUGUCACUCUUCAAGCAGUUGCAGAUUCGUACGGUGUGAAAAUAUUCUUGAUUACUUCUUUCAAGGAUACCUGUUGCAUAGAGAUACUUCCUCAUUUUGAGAAGCCGAAAAGAGGACUUUCAAGAUCAUGCAAUGGCGCCUUCACAAAAAAUUUAUUUUCCUGAGCUUUUGGGCAGAGGUGCAUUACAACUCCAUCUAUCCUCAAGGAGAUAUGCCUUCGAUCGAGUCAAGGAGGAAGAAAAGGUGGUGGAACUUUGGGAGCAAGCACUAGAAUCGGGCGAGCCAGGGGAGCACGCCUGAAUUUAUGCACAUUUUCCUUGGUUCAGGACUGACGGACUGUUCUCAAAUCUCUACCAGCCAAUUUAUUACUAUAACAUUCCAAUAGAUUUUUCUUUCUGUAACCAUAACUCUGGUAAUGCCUAACUAGUCGCAUCCCAGGUAAAUUUUGGGAUGCCAUGCCUUAUGAAAGAAGGCCAGUUUUAUACACACGUUUCAUUUAAUAAUGAGUGAUUUUCAACACACAAA